Molecule: messenger RNA, 6329 nt
Organism: Anneissia japonica
Lineage: Eukaryota; Metazoa; Echinodermata; Crinoidea; Comatulida; Comatulidae
Product: DNA cross-link repair 1 protein-like
Exons: 3
Coding region: 123-2825 (900 amino acids)
Biological process (GO): interstrand cross-link repair; double-strand break repair via nonhomologous end joining; protection from non-homologous end joining at telomere
Molecular function (GO): damaged DNA binding; 5'-3' DNA exonuclease activity
Source: RefSeq, a predicted model, not a curated record
GCUAUUUGUGAUGGAAGUGGGAGGAGUUUUGCUGGAUGAAAGUAGGCGCUAAAAUGUUUUGCAUGUGUGAAUGCUAAGUAAAGGGCAAGGCUUGUCAAACAGUAAAAAAGAGCAUAAACAAGAUGAAUGGAUGCUGCAUACCAGGUACACUACUUGCUGUAGACUAUUGGAGAACACGGAAUUGUCCGGCAAAGUUAUUCUUUCUUUCCCAUAUGCAUGCAGAUCACACAUCUGGACUCUCCUCAUCAUGGAAGGAUAGAAUAUAUUGCUCAGAAAUCUCAGCCAAACUCCUGAAGGCUAAGUUUAAUAUCAGAGAUGAGUUAAUAUGCCCUUUAGAGACUGGCAUGAGUCAUGUGGUGGAUCUUGAUGUCUUGAAUUCUAUCACAAUUACGGUCACUCUAAUAGAUGCACAUCACUGCCCCGGAGCAGUUAUGUUUCUGUUUGAAGGAUAUUUUGGCACCAUUUUAUAUACAGGGGAUUUCAGGUUUUGUGAUGCAAUGCUAAGAGACCUUGAUAUUUUAAGUGGUAAAAUCAUCGACGUCCUUUACUUUGACAAUACGUAUAAUUCAGAAGAGUUUUAUUUACCAUCUCGGGAAUAUGCCAAAGAACAAGUUAUGCAGAUCAUUGAAGAUAAUCAAAACCGUGAGAUCGUUCUUGGUAUGCACUCUCUUGGCAAAGAAGAUCUUUUGGUUGAUAUUGCCAGGAGAUUUCAAACUUGGAUAGUUGUAAGUCCAGAGAAAAUGAGUCUUGUGAAAUUAUUAGAUCUUCCAGAUGUCUUUACAACUGAUAUUAGUGCCGGUUGGAUUCGAGUUGAAAAAAAUAUGAAAAUCACCAAAAAAAAUAUAGCAAUCUGGAACAAAGAGCAAGACACUAUUGCUAUCCUGCCAACAGCUCUGUACUUUAACUCUCAGGAUUAUACACAUACAUCAAACAUUCAUGUUGUACCUUAUUCAGAUCACUCCUCCUACUAUGAACUUUUGGAAUUUGUGGCACAUAUAAAGCCAAAAAGACUCAUUCCAAUUGUAAAAGAAGGUAACUCAUACGCAAAGAGAAGCAUUACUCACUUGCAGCAUUUUGAUACCUAUCUGGACCAAAGUCCUCAAUUUUUUUUUACUAUACCUGAAGUGUUGCAAAAUAUUUCUUUUAAUUCUGUACCUACUGUUAAAAAUGUGACUCAGAAGACAAUAGUUAGUGGAUCAAAGAGGAAGCAUUCACUUGGGGUGCAGUUCUAUGACUCACCAGAAAAGCAACAGGUGCCAAAACGACCUAAAUUAGAUGAUGAAGAUCCCACUGAUGAAAACUGUGUAUUCAAAAAAAAUAUAGAACUUUCAAUGGUUGAGAUGAAUGAAGAUACCACUGUGAUAAUGAACGUAGAUGAGAAUUCCCAUUUACUUGGAGAAAAUUCACACCUUACUUGUGUUACUCAGCAGAAGGAUGUUUCACAUUCAAAUAUCUUGUACUAUUUUCAGAGAAAAGGGACAACUUUAUCAGAUAAUCCUGAAGUAAGAUGCAGUACUUCUCCAAAAUCACUUUCAAAAACAGAGCACAACCUAACAAAGGAUUAUUUAAGCACUGAAAAUAAUUGCGGCCAAAAUGAAGAAGUUGAAGCAGUAAAAACAGAACCAAUAGGAAAUCCACAAGAUCCUCGGGGUACAUCAGAACUAACUUCACCAAAAUUGUUUGUGUUGCCAGAAACAGAACAGAAACUGAAUGAUGAUUUAAGCACUGAAAAUAAUUGCAGCCAAAAUGAAGAAGUUAUAGCGGUAAAAACAGAAACAUCUGAUAACACUCAAAGUUCUUGGGAUGCAUCAGAACCAACUUCUCCAAAAUCAUCUGUGUUGCCAGAAACUGAACACAACCAUGAUUAUUUAAUCACAGAAAAUAAUUGCAGUGAAGGUAAACAAUUUAUAGCAGUUAACACAGGAGCAUCUGGCAAAUCAUAUUUUCAGGAUAAAGCAGGACUGACUGCUCCAAAAUCAGUAGUGUUGCCAGAGUCAGAACAUAACUUAAAUGCAGGUUCAAGCACAGAAAAUAAUUGUAGUCAAGUCAAAACAAGAGCAUCUGGCAACUCAACAAAUCCUUGUGAUACAUCAGAACUAACUUCUGCAAAAUCAGUUGUGUUGCCAGAAACAGAACACAAUCUGUAUAAUGAAAAUCAUAGCAGCCAAAUUGAAAAUAUGAUAGGCUCCAUAAAAACAGGAACCUCUGGUAACCCACAAGAUUUUCAGAAUACAUCAGAACUGACACCUCUAAAAUCAGUUGCGUUGCCAGACACAGAACAUGACUUAAAUGAUGGUUUAAGCACAGAAAAUAAUUGUCAAAAAGUCAAAACAGGAACAUCUGGCAACUACCCAGGUUCUCAUGAUGCAUCAGAACUGACUUCUCCGAAAUCAUCUUCGUCGUUGUGUUUAAGAACGGAAAAUAAUUACAGCCAAGGCAGAGAAGUGAAAGUAGAAACAGGAGCAUCUGGUAAUUCCUCAGAUUCUUUAAAGUCAACAGAACUCACUUGUGUUUCAAGAGCUGCAAAAUCAUCUUCAAGUAAUCCAGUAGAACCCUCUUUCGAUUUAAAAAAAUGCCAAAAAGUAACAGACACAUCUGAUCAUAGGUCUUGUACAGCAUCAUGUUCCUACAUAUUAUCAAUUUCAGACAUAACCGAACUGCUUGAGUCUCAGGUGGAAACUGCAAUGCUUGAUGAUUUAAACAGUAAUCAUAAAGUGGAUGCAGAAUAUUUCAAGUCUCUAGUUAUGGGAUUAAAACCAGAGCACAUGAUGAAGACCAAAGAGGAGAAACAGCGAUGUUUAUAUGAAGCCUUCCAGAUGUUCUGAUGACUACUUGAUACCGGAAUGAAAGAUUGGUUUUAAAUGCUCCUCGAAUUGGCACAAUUAGUUUUGCUAGGUGACGUUGACUGCAUGACACAUCGCUGAACUCUGAUCACAUGAUUGAAUGACCUUUGGAACAUGUUUGGGUUUUCAGCCAGUACCAAUCUGCAAAAAAUAAAAAUUGAGAGAACGAGUUCAGCACUAUUACUAUGUAAAUGUUAAAAACAAAUCUAUAGAUUCGCUAGUAUACAAUUAAUGAAUGUUUAUGAGUGCAGUGGGAAGAAAAUUUUCAAGAGUUGCAAGAUUGACUGUUUCAUUCAACGAGGCGGAGCCAAGUUGAGUAGCACAGUCAACCUUUCAACGAAUGAAAAACAAAACAUUCAUUUUUUGUUUUAUAACACACCUAAAUAGAUCGGUUCGGCCUAGCCUGGCCUAGGCCUAUCCUCGCAAAACCUAGGGCUAGACUAGAAAUCAGUCAUCGCAUUUCGGAAUUUAAGAGCCGAAUUCCUCACAGAUUUUGCGCAAGUUUGAGCUAGUUUUUGAGGUAUCAUCCACGCAAUUAAAGUACAACUGUUUACAGUAAACAAAAUCUCUAAUGCAUUGCACACUGCUAAGUUCAGCGAGAAGUAGGCCUGAGAAAUGUUAAGGGUGGUGUGCGACAUCAUUUCAUGGAUUUAACCCUCUGGAAAAGUCAGUCUGGCAUCUUUUUAACCAAUCAAAAGAUUGUAUUAGGUUGAAGUCAUUUCGUUUCCAUAGGCAACGUGCAAUGGAUGAUUCGGAUGGAAGAAAAUGCAAAAUAACUAAUAUACCUCUGGUACAAAAUCAACCAAUCAAAUUACUGGGAUCUAUUUAGGUGUGUAGUAAUAUUGGUUAACUUAUUUUUUAUUGUCAUUGAUGUCGUAGUAUCUUGUUCAAUGUUACUUAAUGGUAUCUCCAAAUAAUAGUUUAAAAAUUUCUUGUUUUGCAGAUGUAUAUUGUUAUUUAACUUUCAACUGAAAAUUACUUACAUCAAUCAAAAAAGUGUUUAAAUAUUAUAUUUCUUCAAGUCUUUGCAUACAUUACCCACCUUCAAGUUUUUCCGUUUAUCACCGCAAGCCAUAAUAUUCUUUCCAAUUCGCCCCUAGACAGUAGUAUUUCAAUUGUCUUUCAAAGUAAGAUUUGUGUUGAACCCAUUUUAUUUAUAGAUCAAGGUCUGCGGCGAUUUGAUGUGGCUGAACACAGUAUCUGCAAUCUUUUUGAAGAACAAUUUGUUGUAUUAUUUCACAAAGUUUGUUUUUACAGUCACAUCUUUUUGCUGUGCAAUUUUUAUGCGCCCCUAUUUCUCUAUUAUUUAUUUGCUUUGGCAUUCUGUUUUUUAAAUGACUACUCACAAAACGGAGAGACAAUUAGAAAACUGUUAGUGGUAGUUGCCAGGUUCUCUAAAAUUUACAUUUUAAAUUUUACGAACAUGAUCUAUACAGACUAGACCAUCUCCUUUUUUGUCUGUUUGUACAAUGAACGGCGCAACAAGAUGUUGGCAUGACCGUUGAACCUUCUUGGAUGUGUUGAAGUAAGCCAUAAUAUGCUUUCUAAUUCCCUCCUAGACAAAAUUCUAUUCAAAGUUGACCGUCUCCUUUUUUGCCUGUUUGUAAAAUGAACAGCGCAACAAGAUGUUGGCAGGAUCGAUGAAUUUUCUUGAAUAUGUUGCUGUAAGCCAUAACAUUCUUUAUAAUUCCCUCCUAAACAAAAUUCUAUACAAAGUUAGACCAUCUCUUUUCUUUUGCCAGUUUGUACAGCCAACAGCGCAACAAGAUGAUGGUACCCUGCUAUCUGUUAUUUGGAGUUCCAAUGUACAAUUGAAAUAAUUAUUGUUCCUUAAAAACAUAAUGAGUGCUACUAAAUGUGAUGGCCAGUUUCAUAAAAAAAAACCAAAAAAACAAUAAAACAAGAGAAAGCCCACAUUGCAAACAUUUUGUUUUGCAAUGUUUGUGAGAAAUAAUCCAGGAAAAUGCCUUAUUAAAAUAUAGAAAAUUAGUAUUUGAAUACAGAAAGCUAAAUUUCAUGAAACUUGAGAUUGAAACAUGAUUACAUUGAUAGAAAUUAAAAGAAAAGGUUAUGCAGCUUGAUGAAUGCAUGCAACAUACCGCAUUGACGACUUCUUUUGGUGAUAUUUCACUGACCCUUGUUUGUAAGUCUUUGAUUUUAUUUUAGGCAGACUACCAUCCAAUGUGAGCGGUCUAUGAUAGGGCAUCCGCAUCUUGAUUGGUGAAUUUUUAUCGGAUGGUGAAGUCAAAGUUAGCUAUUAUGCAACCACCCACCUGUGUCCUGUAGCAUCCAUACUGUAGCUCAUGUCCGAUGUUAAAAUAUAGGUUAGUGGAUUGCUGUCUGUCAUUUACUUUGGUGCCUUUUAAAUGUUACAGCUCCAGGUAGUCUUUAAAUAGUCUUUAUUUUAGGCAGACUACCAUCCAAUGUGAGCGGUCUAUGAUAGGGCAUCCGCAUCUGUAUUGGGCUUGCCUGGCUUGUAUCGGAUGGUGAAGUCAAAGUUAGCUAUUAUGCAGCCACCCAACGGUGUCCUGUAGCAUCCAACUUAGCUGAUACUGAUGUUAAAACACAUGUUAGUGGAUUGCUGUCUGUCAUUACUUUGGUGCCUUUCAAAUGUUACAGCUCCAGCUAGUCUUUACAUUUUUUAGUAAUGGCCAAGCUGGAUAGUUUCGCUUACUCUGUCUAACAGAUCGGCUGGCAUAUACGCUACAGGUUUUUCUUCUUGCCUUCAAACGCUAGCAGCAAUAAUGCUCCAAAACCAUCUCAACAAGCAUCUAUAUAAAGUACAAAGGCUUGGUUAUGUAGGCAUAUACCAAGACUGUGGCAGAGGGUAGUUUAGAUUUUAACUGCUCAAAUGCUCUACUACAUUCAUCUGUCUAAUGAGUACAGUAAAAAAGGGCUCUGAUUACUUCUUUAAAUCCAGAUUUGGUACUUUCUUCUUGGGUUUGCUUCAUUUAGCUGUAAAGGUAGCACUUCUAGGAUAACCCUCUACAAACCUCCUAUAAUAUUUGGUUAGCCGAAGGAAGCUCCUCAGUUCUUUGGCAUUUUGGGGUGUAGACCACUUCUACAUGCUGAGCACUUAUUCUGGAUCGAUUUGAAUGCCUGCGUCACUCAUUAUAGGCAAGGUAUGUCACUGACUUUCAGAAGAAGUCCACUCUAAUAAACAUACAUGAUCUACAUAAGACGCAAACUGCAUGUAAUUUUCUUUUUUACAACAAACUUCCACCAGUAACGUCCAGUCCUUACAAAGUUAUCCAGUUUAUGUAAUAUAAAAAAAUGUACUUUCUUUACUUUCAUGUUUUCCUCAUCAUUGAAAACAAAGGUGUUACAUCCAGUGCUGCAUCACCGAUUACUUGCAACAUAGACGUCUGGGUGGCAUCAGCCUUUCUUGAUAUGCCUGAGGCUACAUUAUAUAGUAAGAAUCUCUGCUUAAACUUUCUCCAAUUCUUUGCCACAUUGCCAGUCAGGUGGAGUGGUGCUAGGUGUGCU